AUGAAUGAUUUGGGGAUUCAGGCGCCGGAGUCCAGUGGCAACACGACAUGUUCUCGGAUCAGGGAGCCGCCUAUGCAGCCCCAGCUGGCAGAGCCUCCGCCAUCGAAACUGGAACCAAGCUCUACAUCUCUAAUCCCGACUAUGGUGUUUCCAACGAGGACAUCAGGGAGCCUCUGCCAUGUGAUUCUGUUGUUCGUCACCCUCCUCUUCGUCGAGUUCUUCUGCGGCGCCCGAUCGCGCAAGUGCGACCGCCACGGCUACAAAGGCUUGAAGAAGGCCAUGGAAUUCGAUUUGCAGCUGCAAACGAAGGAGUGUGUCAAGACCGGGUCUAAGGAGAUCGAUAAGUUGCCCUGGAAGGGCGGGAGUGACGCCAAUCCCGAUUACGAGUGUCUCCAGUCCGAGCUCCGGAAGAUGGCUCCACCCAAUGGUUUUGCCCUCUUGCUUUUUUGGGCACGGUGUGGGUGCCCCGUUGCCAAGCUUGAAGGCUGGGGUCCCAAGCGAGGCCGCCGGCACAAGAAGUGA
Molecule: messenger RNA, 522 nt
Organism: Rosa rugosa (rugosa rose)
Lineage: Eukaryota; Viridiplantae; Streptophyta; Magnoliopsida; Rosales; Rosaceae
Exons: 1
Coding region: 1-522 (173 amino acids)
Source: RefSeq, a predicted model, not a curated record